Messenger RNA from Arachis ipaensis, 893 nucleotides. RefSeq names its product bet1-like SNARE 1-1. NCBI's taxonomy places the organism in Eukaryota, Viridiplantae, Streptophyta, Magnoliopsida, Fabales, Fabaceae. The record is from RefSeq and is a predicted model, not a curated record.
UAGGGACCAGCAACUUUGUUAAAUUCUGGCCAGCAUGUAAUUAGCAAAGAAAAGUGAGCUAUUGGAUGAAAGUUCACACCAAUCUCACACCAUUAAAAUCAUCAUUGAUGACUAUUUGAUGGCUACAAAUCACAAAAGUUCCUCACCCCUAAUAUUCCUCUUCCAAAAUUGAUAAAACUAUAUUGCAAUAAUCCUCUAUAAAACAAACCUUAUUACUUAUUCGGUUCCUUGUUGCGUUCAUCCAUCUACUCAGCUACACACCAAGAUUGGACGAUCGAGUACUCGCCGACGAAUCUGCGAUCUCGUGAGCCAUGAAUCCUCGACGAGACAAUCGGAACAACAGAGUUGCGCUUUUUGAUGGCAUUGAGGAGGGGGGCAUCAGAGCUCAAUCUCUCUACUCUUCUUCCCAUGAAAUUGAUGAGCAUGAUAAUGAGCAAGCAAUGGAUGGAUUGCAAGAUAGAGUCAAUCUCCUGAAAAGGUUAUCAGGCGAUAUACACGAGGAGGUGGAUAGUCAUAAUCGCAUGCUGGAUCGUAUGGGGAAUGAUAUGGAUUCAUCAAGGGGAAUCCUUUCAGGCACUAUGGACAAAUUUAAAAUGGUAUUCGAGACAAAAUCCAGCAGGAGAAUGUUUACACUUGUAGCAUCAUUUGUUGUGCUUUUUCUUAUAGUGUAUUACCUAACUAGGUAACUGAUAUUUCAUUCAAUUGUCAACUUGGUUAGACCCGAAAGGAGGUAACUCUUAUCACUGUAAUUAAUGCUGCGCCCUGUAAGAUAUUCUAUCAUGUAUAAAGCUUUUUAAGUUUAAACAGGCAUUGAACCCGAUUAGUUAUGUACUUAUGUACAUGCCUUAGGGGUGUACCCAUUCACCUUGAUUUAAAUAUACUUCUUCACGAUA